Molecule: messenger RNA, 717 nt
Organism: Onychomys torridus (southern grasshopper mouse)
Lineage: Eukaryota; Metazoa; Chordata; Mammalia; Rodentia; Cricetidae
Gene: Tmem213
Product: transmembrane protein 213
Exons: 5
Coding region: 1-717 (238 amino acids)
Source: RefSeq, a predicted model, not a curated record
AUGGAGAUCUCCUUCUCCAGGGCUUUCAGUGAGUGGGGCUGCAUCCACGGCUUUCUCACCAGGCUGACUGUGUGCAAGAACACAGUGUGCAAACGUGUGGUCGACCUGCCACACUCAUGCGGCUCUCUGACUUCGGAUGGUUCCUUCUACCUGAAGAACCCCUCAACGUGCCAACUCCCCAGCUUUAACCAUUUCCUCUUCUAUCUGCUGCUGGCGUGCGCUCUCCUCAAGCACAGGAACCAGGUCUCAGUUACCUCAGAGUCUCAACGCCAGGCUCCUGGUGGCUUUCACCCUCAAAGAGUCACCUCAAACAGCACACACACGGGACACAAGGUCCCCAGCCUGGGGCACCUCUGUGCCAACAUGGCCCAGACAGGUGUCUCCCUCCGCCGCAUCCCUGGGUACCUCACCUCUGCCCCGCAAGCCACCCUGCUCCUCAGCCUGGUCCUGGCCUCCUUCCACUGGUCCUGCAGUACAGAAGCCAGCAAAGGCAACUCAACCCUGAGUACACACCACCCAGACCCUGGGACUCUGGAGCAGUGUGCCAACGUCGACUUCUGCCCACUAGCCUCCCUGUGUUGCCGAGCUUCAGUGGAUGAAUAUGGCUGGAUUGCGGCGGCGGUUGGCUGGAGUCUCUGGUUCCUCACCCUCAUCCUGCUAUGUGUGGACAAGCUGAUGAAGCUAACCCCAGAGGAGCCCAAGGACCUGGCAGCAUGA